Alternaria burnsii is the source of this 855-nucleotide messenger RNA. RefSeq lists its product as uncharacterized. The transcript is spliced from 2 exons. Bases 1 to 855 code for a protein of 284 amino acids. Lineage: Eukaryota; Fungi; Ascomycota; Dothideomycetes; Pleosporales; Pleosporaceae. The record is from RefSeq and is a predicted model, not a curated record.
AUGGGCAAUGCCACCCCGCCCAUCUACUCUGCUGCGAUCAAUCGCUUCAUCCUCGGCCCCGCGUCUACCGAGCCUGUCAUCGCAAUACCACCACGACCCGCCGAUGCGCUGGUAAACCACUAUGAGACGUUGCAUCUGACCUCGACGGCUUCUGCCUCUGAGAUCAAGCGCCAAUUCUAUACCCUCUCCAAGAAAAACCACCCGGACCACAACCGCAAUGAUCCCGAAGCCUCCACACGUUUCGUCGCUAUAAGCGAAGCCUACCACGUUCUCUCCGUCCCAGAGAAACGUGCACAAUACGACGCUCAACUCGAGCAUUCACAACGGCAGUCGCGAUGGGGACAGAGCGGGAAUGACUACCCGCAGGGGAGCUACAGCUCCGCUGCCUAUGGCUCAAGACCGGCUAGUGGGCUGAAUAAGAAACGCAGUACCUUCCGAGGCCCACCGCCUUCGUUCUACAAAUCUGGCGGCUAUGGACGCCAUGGUGCGAAGCGAGCCGAAUACGCAUAUUCUAACGCACACGAACGAGGGGAAACAGGCAAGGAUGCCGGUCAAGAGUCCUACGGCGAAUGGGGCGGCUUUGGUCCAGGACAGCAGAAGCAAGGCAAUCAAGUUCCCCAUUUUGACGACAUAAGGCACAAAGAAACGCAGGACAACGUAAAUGAUCAUAUAUGGGCUAGGCGAAGGAAGCUGCGCAGGCAUGGCAUCAAGGUGGAAGAGGAAUGGGAAAAGGGCAACAUGGUUGUCAAUUUCCUAGCAGUUUCGACUGUCAUUGCGCUCAUUGGGAUUACGGCCAAGUUCUUCGAGAAUCGGCACGAGGCUAGUAGUCGUCGUAAGAACAAGGAGAGCGCAUAA